UAGUGGCCAAACCAACAAAAUCAGCAAGGGAUCAAAUACUUGUUUUCCCCACUGUACCAAUCACAGAGCAGCACCGUUUGUGAACUCUUCUGUCAUUGGAUGCUCCUUUAUUGUGGGAGAAAUUGGCGCAGAGCAUACGGACUUGGAGCUGUGGGAGCAGAGGUAGUGAGGAGCAGUAUCGCCGAGAGAAGUAUCGAGGAGGAGCAGAAACAAUUAGCGAUAAGAAGCAGAGAAGAGGAGGAGCAGAAACAAUUAGCGAUAAGAAGCAGAGAAGAGGAGGAACAGGGACGAUGAAGAGUGGGGACAGAGGAGCCGCAGUGUGGAGGAGCAGAGACAAGGAGCGUUUCGGCGUUCCAGCACCCAAGAUGAAUUGGGAUUCAUUGAACUUGCCUGAAGCGUGGCAACGUUUCAAACAGCACGCAGAGCUGAUGUUCUCCGGACCUCUGAGGGAGAAACCGGAACAGAACAAGUGCAGUUACCUUCUCUUAUGUAUCUGGGAGAAAGGGCGGGACGUUUUCAACACAUGGACAUUAACAGAUGACGAUGCAAUGAAACUACAAACAUACUACGGUAAGUACACUGAAUAUCUCACACCAAAGUCUAACCCAAUAUAUGCAAGAUAUCACUUCCAUGAGAAAAUGCAAGGGAAUGGGGAAACUUUUGAACACUUUGUCACUGAACUAAAGCUGUUAGUUAAAGACUGUGGGUAUCCAAAUAGUGACGAGAUGGUGUGAGACCGCAUUGUCCUCGCAACGAAUUCACCGCGAGUGCGGGAAAAGCUGCUUAGCCAUGGCGCAGAGCUAACGCUAGACAAGGCCAUAGACAUCGUGCGCUCUCACGAGCUAGCACAAACCCAGCUCAAGGAGAUGGUGGGAGGCAAGGACCUUAACAUCGACACUGUACAUGCCAUAGGCCCAAGAUCUGAACACAAACGAACACACAAGACUAACAAACACAAACGAACAAACAUGAGUUUCAAAGCUAGGCCAGGAGAGUUAGCCACAGCACACAGAGGCAGUGAAUGUGACCGGUGCAGAGGCCUGCACACCACCAAAGACGGCACCUGCCCAGCCAAAGGCAAGCAAUGUAUGAAAUGUAAGAAAUUAAAUCACUUUGCAAAAGUCUGCAAGUCAAAACAAUAUACACACACAAACACAUAUGCAAGGAAAGCCAUACAUACAGUAGAAGAAGACACUGACAACGAACAAGUAGAAUUAUUUAUUGAUGAACUGAAAACACAGGAAAACAUAACGAACAGGCUUAUGCUGAAAUUGAAGUUGGAACUCGGAAAGUUAAAUUUAAAAUUGACACUGGCACACAGACUAAUGCAAUACCUCUACACAUGUUUGAAAGACUGUUCAGUGAUACUGCUAUAACACCACCUACCCAAAGACUCACCAGCUAUGGGGGAGAGUUCCUCCAAGUGAAGGGCACCUGUCGUUUAAAAUGCAAGUACAAGAACACCUCCAUCACACCUGUGUGGGUGCAAUCAGUUAAUUAUUGAAAUUAAGUGAUCAAUCUCGUUAAAUCAGUCUCAUUAAAUUUUGAAGGUCAAUUAUUAAAAUGAAUCAAUCCCAUUGAAUCAUUUACUUUGACUCGUUUGAAUUGAAUCAUACCAUAGAAUCAGUCUCAUUCAGUGAAUCAUUUAGUGAAUCGUUCAAUGAAUCGUUCAAUGAAUCAUUUAGUGAAUCAUACCAUUAAUCCUGGUGCUUAAUAAUAAAUUACCAAACAGCUAAAUUAUGGUAUAUUUCCAAAUUAUUACAAUCACUUACCACAUUACAUAACUUUUAUCUGCACCCUUUUGAAUUCGAGGGAGAUUGGGGACUUCAUGUAUAUAUUGUUGUUCACCCAAAUAAACACAGUUUGUUUAAUAAAUGAAUUUAUUAUACAAAGAUAAAAAGAAAAAUAAUAAAUCAAUAUAUACAAGCAGUGAGGGGUGUGUGUGUGUGUGUGUGUGUGUGUAGGACUUGACCAUGUGUUUAGCCUCGUGUAGCUAACUACACGUGGUGGAGGCCUAGCUUGUUGGUAGCUAAACAAAAGAAUGUUAUCUAAACAGAACAAAGGAUUAGCUCUGUGUUUAGCCUUGUGUUGCUAGUGUGAGUUUGCUAAAGGCCCUUUGGCCUAGCUAAAGUGUGUUUGUUAGGCCUGGUGAGGCCUACUGAGCACGUGUUGCUAAAGACAAGGGUAUUAGCCGUAGCUAACUAAAAGCUAGCUUGUAGAUUUCUAGCUGAGGUGUGGUUUAUCAGGCCUGAUGGCCUGCUGAGCACAUGGUAGGCCUUGAUUAGCUUUGUGUUGCUAAGCAGACAAAAGGGAAGCUGUAGCUAACCCACUAGCUCAUAACCAUACUGAAUCCACUGAAAUCUUGAGAUCAAGAUGUAUAAUAAUGAAAUUAUAAUGUUAGUAAGAAUAAAAGAGAGAGAAGCAUGCGCAGCCUAUCUAUUAAACAACUGAGAGAACAUAGAACCAAAAUAAAUCAACACGCUGCGUGUCUAACAGUGUAACAGAUAAACCUGGGUUUAAAUUCACACUAUUUCAAAUAAAAGCAAAUUCCUAAGACUAUCCUAAUUAUGCCCAAAUGCCAAAAUCUUACUUAAUCCUGCCUUUAGCAAGAUAUGAAGAACUAUUCGCCGGUGUAGUUUCGGGCCUCGCCGUGGGAGCAUGUGAGCAGCUCGUGAUGGAGGCGCAGAAAACUUUCGGGUCCAGCGGAGCACUUGGGUGGUUCCCGUGGAAAGCAGAGGAUUCUUGGUCCGAACCUCAGCGUUCGUGAGGAAAAGUCUCUGAUCAGAAUAAGAUGCACAGCGCUUUUGAGUUAAAAAGGAUUCAAUCGCUUCUUAACUUUUAACUGCCUGGGCUGCAGUCGUGACGUCACUUCUAAUGCAAGUAAACCGGUUGUAACUCAGGUUGAGUUUAAAGAUCGCGCGACUCUAGAGUUUACCUUUGCCAAGGGUAAGUAAGAAAAUCGCGCUGAGUGAUGGAUCUUGCAAGAAAGAAGACGUCUUUCUGGGUGGAGAGCGCGCCUCUUUAUACAUCCAGAUUCAUCGGAAGCCAGACGUGAGAGACAAAGAUGGAAGCGUUGUCCCAUUGUUUUAUGUUUCCUUGUAUGAUGACGUAGAUGAUCCCGCCCACGCGUGACGUAGGUCACACGGAAGUGGACUGGGAAUUGUAGUUCUGACACAAGAUGGCGGCAUGAUACCUACACCUGACUUCUACAUAGUUGACACCAAAGCACCACCCAUCCUAGGGAUGAGAGCUAGCUUGGACUUAAAACUAAUCAAGGUGAUACUGGCCGUGGGCGAAGAAGAGGUGAAGCCAUGCACAGACAACCUUCUCAAGGAAUAUGCCAGUGUCUUCCAGGGCAUAGGUGAAUUUCCAGGGGACUGCAACCUCCAUGUCGACCCCCAUGCCACACCAGUAGUAUACCCCCCACGGAGAGUACCAAUCGCUCUACGAGAGAGACUGAAACAGGAGCUUGAUAAGAUGGAAGAGAGCAAUGUGAUCUGCAAAGUGACAGAGCCCACGGAGUGGGUUAAUGCCCUCGUGGUCGUAGGAAAGCCCCAGACUGGUAAGCUGAGGGUCUGCCUGGACCCCAGAGCCCUCAACAAAGCAAUCCAAAGGCCCCACUACCCAUUACCAAGGUUGGAGGACGUCACCACGAAGCUCGCUGGAGCGAAGUAUUUCAGCGUCCUCAACGCCAGAUCAGGCUACUGGGCCAUAAAGUUGAGUAAACCUUCUUCCCUGCUAACAACAUUCAACACCCCCUUCGGCAGAUACAGGUUCCUAAGGUUGCCGUUCGGAAUAAAUUCCGCUCAAGACGAAUUCCAGAGAUGUGUUGACGAAACAUACAAAGGCCUCCCAGGCGUAGCCACCAUUGUCAAUGACAUACUGGCUUUUGGUAAAACAAAGCUUGAACAUGACAACAACCUCAGGGCCAUGCUGAGAUGCAUGAGAGAAAGAGGGGUAAGGCUGAACCCUGACAAGUGCCAAAUCUGUGUGCCAGAGGUCAGCUACUUUGGCCAUACACUAUCGUGUGAAGGAGUCAAGCUGGACCCAGCAAAGGUGAAGGCGAUAAGAGAAAUGCAGCCACCCACAAACAGAGGGGAGUUAGAAACCAUCCUUGGAAUGGCCAACUACUUGGCCAGGUUCGCACCACGCCUCUCUGAGGUAAAUGCACCAUUGCGUCAACUGUUAAAGCAGGACAGCGAGUUCCUAUGGGACAAAAACCAUGACAAAACAUUCAUGCAGAUGAAGGAACUAAUAACACAUCACCCCGUGCUAGCGUACUUUGAUCCUCAUAAAGAACUGAGACUCCAGGUAGAUGCUUCAAAAUGUCGCGUCGGUGCGGUCAUGCUCCAAGAGGAAAAGCCCAUAGCCUAUGCUUCCAAGUCACUCAACAGUACCGAAGUGAACUAUGCUCAGAUAGAAAAGGAACUGUAUGCAGUGUUAUUCGGCUGCAAGCGCUUUCAUGAAUAUAUGUAUGGACAGCGGGUGAUUGUAGAGUCUGACCAUAAACCGCUAGAAGCAAUCCUCCAAAAACCACUGGCUGCAGCACCACCGCGGUUAAAGAGGAUGAUAAUACAGCUCCAGAAAUACGACAUCCACAUCACCCACCACCCCGGUAAGGACAUUCCAGUCGCUGACACGUUGUCCCAGAAGUCCAUUGAGCACCACGACCGCAGCCUCAUGGACAGCAUGGAAGCACAGGUACACACACUCAUGAGUACUGUUCCAGUGAGUGACAGCAAGCUACUGGAGAUCAAGGAUGCGACAGCACAGGAUCCACAGCUCACUGCGCUCAAAAAAGCCACACAGAAUGGAUGGCCUGAUGACAGGAAGAAAUGCCUGCCCAGUAUCCAGGAAUAUUGGAAUCACCGAUAUGAGAUUUCUGAGGUGGAAGGCAUACUUUUCAAAGGUGAGAAGAUAAUAGCCCCUCUGAGCCUCAGAGGAAACAUGAUCCAACGCAUACACACAGGACACAUGGGCGUGGAAAAAAGCAAACACAGAACGAGAGACCUCCUGUUCUGGCCUGGGAUGGGCAAACAGAUUGAAACAACAGUGGGACAGUGCAGUAUAUGCCAAGAAAGACGUGGUGCCAACCCUAGAGAACCCCUGCUGUCACACAACAUACCCGAGAGACCAUGGAAAGUAGUAGAUACAGACCUCUUCACAUGGAACACUCAAGCAUUCAUCAUCAUUGUAGAUUAUUACAGUAGAUUCUUCAAAAUGGCGAGGCUUACCAGCUACACCUCAUCUGCGGUAAUCUCCAAACUCAAAUCCGCAUUUGCUCAUCACGGCAUUGCAGAGACAGUCAUCAGUGACAACGGACCGUGCUACAGCUCUGAGGAGUUCCGCCGCUUCGCCAACACGUGGGGUUUCACCCACACCACCACCAGUCCAUGUUACCCCCAGAGCAACGGCCUCGCCAAAAAGACUGUCCAGACGGCAAAGCGCAUGCUGGACAAGGCAAGGCAAGUUUAUUUAUAUAGUGCAUUUCAUACACAGUGGCAGUUCAAUGUGCUUUACAGAGGAAAUGCAAAAGCUGGAAACAGAGACCCCUACCUUGCUCUGCUGGAGUACAGGAACACUCCAGUGGACAACCUCCGAUCACCUGCCCAGCUUCUGAUGAGCUGACGACUAUGCGCCAUACUCCCAGUGACCAGCAGGCAACUGCAGCCACAGGUUGUACCCCGGAAAGCCGUCCAAGAUCGGCGAAAGGCAUGCCAACACCGUCAACAAGUGUACUUCAACAGAGGUACCAAGGCACUGCCUCACUUACCUGUUGGCGCACCUGUCCGCUUCUGUCAGGAUGACGGAUCAUGGAGACCUGCGACAGUAACACAACAUGCACACACACAUAGGACCUACCACGUGCAGACAGGAGAUGGACAGACUCUGCGGCGCAACCGCUGGCACCUCCGUGAAAGCAGAGAUGCCCCAGACACCAGGGACACACAACACACAGACAUAGACACGCAACAUGCAGACAUGCAACACACAGACAUGCACACCAACAACACACAACCCCCACACCCUGCACCUACCAAUCACCUGAGACCCGCAGACCAACAUCACCCUGGUUACACAACAAGGUCUGGCCGCAUUUCCAGGCCAAGGCAAGUUCUCGACCUGUAAUGUAAAGGGUGUAGGCGGAUCACUAUCCAAACAAAAAAAGAAAAAAAAAUCUACUUACCUGUCACUUGAUUCACCUGUUACUUGAAAAUGCGUUAACUUACCUGUUGUUUAUUGUUGUUUGACUUACCUGUUACCUAAAAGAAAAAAAAGAUAAUGAGUUCACUACCUGAGUCCACUUACAUGUGACCUGAAUCUUACAAGAAAUUUACACUUUUCUUCCUACUUAGAAUGCUACUGAAUUCAUUGCGCUUACCUUAUCUCUGCUGCCUGUACUUGUUUACAUUUAGCAAUGACACUAAUGACCAGAGAAUGUACUUUUCAGAUUCCUUACAAGUGCCUUAAGCACACGUUCAUGAAGUUAAUGAAUGGAAUGCAACUUUCUCUUUAGUGCCCCAAGCACAACUGUUGUGUUAACCAAUUGAAUGUCAUAUAUCCUAAGUGUUUUAAACACAAGUGUUCAUCUCAUCUCAUUAUCUCUAGCCGCUUUAUCCUUCUACAGGGUCGCAGGCAAGCUGGAUCCUAUCCCAGCUGACUACGGGUGAAAGGCGGGGUACACCCUGGACAAGUCGCCAGGUCAUCACAGGGCUGACACAUAGACACAGACAACCAUUCACACUCACAUU
Messenger RNA from Neoarius graeffei (lesser salmon catfish), 6752 nucleotides. RefSeq lists its product as uncharacterized. Gene Ontology annotation, molecular function: nucleic acid binding. NCBI's taxonomy places the organism in Eukaryota, Metazoa, Chordata, Actinopteri, Siluriformes, Ariidae. The record is from RefSeq and is a predicted model, not a curated record. The transcript is spliced from 2 exons. Bases 3187 to 5628 code for a protein of 813 amino acids. Gene Ontology annotation, biological process: DNA integration.